AUGAGAAACUUCAUCAAGGAAUCUAACGCAGGGCUCGUGGCAUCAAGUGGAAAACUAUGGCACGAGAAUCGGCGAUUCACGGUGAAGGUCCUCAGAGAAUUUGGGAUCGCGAAGGCGCCGCAAUUGAACGCCAUGAUUCUCCAAGAAGUCCUCAAGAUUUGCGAAAUCAUCGAACGGAAUAAGGAUGAACCCCAAGACCUUCUACAUCCGAUCAACGUGGCCAUAAUCAACAUGAUUUGGAAGCUGACCGCAGGGAAGCAGUUCGAAUACGACGACAGCGAGCUGAAGGAUAUCCAGGACCGUUUGAUCGUCCUCACGGAAGAUGCCCACACCUUGGGGCCGUUCCAGAUCUAUCCAUCGCUUCUUCAGUUCUGGUCCCCUGUCCGCAGGGCUUAUGAGCGCCUUGUUAAAGGGAUUAAUCGAGGGCAAGGCUUCGAAAAGUUGGUGGGGUACAUGCCGUUUUUGACCAUAGCGAAAGAGGUGGAAAAGCAUAAGCUGUCCUUGGAAGGAAAAGCUCCCAGCGACUACAUCGAUGCAUAUUUGCAGCAAAUGAAUGAGUUGGAGGAGAGAGGGGAAUCUAGCCCCAAUUUCACCGAGUUUCAGCUCUGGGCAAACGUAUCAGACCUCUUUUUCGCCGGGAGCGAGACUACAACGCACAGCAUGACUUGGUGCAUCCUCUUCCUACUCCGACAUCCAGACAAGCAAGAGAUACUCCAGUCGGAGGUUGAUCAGGUGGUGGGGAAGGAUAGACUCCCGUCUCUCGACGACAGGCAUCAACCCGGAGGAGUUCAGUCCAAAGAGAGAUUCCUGGACGAGGAUGGGAAAGUGAAGACCAACGUAUCCAAUUUUCUCCCUUUUGGUCUCGGAAGGAGGCAAUGCCUCGGGGAAUCUCUGGCCAAGAUGGAAUUGUUCCUCUUCAUGGCAAUCUUCAUGCAAAAGUUCACUUUCUGCGUUCCUGAAGGACAUCCGAUCCCUCCCAGAGAGGCCAAUGAGAGUUUGAUCGUUCACUCUCCAAAGCCCUACAAAGUCCUUCUCAAGGAGAGACUGCAUGAUAGUCGGGUGUUGCAUGCAUAAUGCCCUCCUUGACGAAAUAAUUUGUAUUCUUCCUACAUUCACUUACAGUACAUUAACAUUUCUACCAUUCUCUCCUUACCUUCCUCACCGAAUGCUUGACGUUUUCACCCUCGCUACUUAUCAGGGACAGUAUUGAAUUACAUUUUAGUCACUUCUUUUCCUCGACAGAUUCCAGGAGAAAAUGAAAUCCAUAAUCUGUUGUCCAUACAGCACAUCCGAUGAUUUAUUGUUUUGAUUGUCGUUUUCUAUAUUGUUCGUCAUGGUGACGGUACGGCAAGUCCAGCAUUUAAUCAUCUUGGAUAAAAAUGAUAUGUUUGCUCUCAGUCGUGCCAAGACAAUGCCUGUUGUGGUUACGGUUUUAACCUGUAGUGGUGCAAGUUUGCAGAAUAAAGUUUGAAAAAAUCGCCAA
Molecule: messenger RNA, 1483 nt
Organism: Darwinula stevensoni
Lineage: Eukaryota; Metazoa; Arthropoda; Ostracoda; Podocopida; Darwinulidae
Source: the annotation of a GenBank genome assembly